AUGGCGGUUCCACUGUUGAGUAAAGAGCUGCCUGAUAUAGAGAAUUUGUUGCGGUUGAACCCUACUGUGAAGCCGUAUUCCAACUUAGUUCCAUCAGCGCAAACUAAGAAGAUUAAACAACAUUGGAAGAGAAACGCUGAUAGAAAAUGUACUUCGUGCCCAACACUUACGAAGAACUUCGACGACAUUAAACACACCACUUUAUCUGAGCGUGGCGCAUUAAAGGAGGCAGCCCGAUGCCUGAAGUGCGCUGAUGCUCCAUGUCAAAAGUCCUGUCCGACGCAGAUUGAUGUCAAGAGCUUCAUAACCAGCAUUGCUAACAAGAACUAUUAUGGAGCAGCUAAGGCGAUUUUGUCAGACAAUCCUCUCGGUCUUACGUGUGGUAUGGUGUGCCCCACCAGCGACCUCUGUGUCGGAGGAUGCAAUCUUCACGCUAGUGAGGAAGGGGCUAUCAACAUCGGCGGAUUGCAACAUUUUGCUGUUGAUGUAUUUAUGAAGAUGGGUAUCCCCCAAACUCUAGAUCCAAACAAUAAGCCUUUACCAAAAGGUGGCCAUCAGAAGAUCGCGUUAGUGGGAGGCGGACCGGCUAGCAUUAGUUGCGCUUGCUUCCUCGCUAGGCUUGGAUAUAAAAACAUUACUGUUUAUGAAAAGGAAAAUUAUUUAGGUGGAUUAAGUUCAUCAGAGAUCCCUCAAUACCGACUACCAUAUGAUGUGGUCAAAUUCGAAGUAGACCUAGUUAAACAUCUUGGUGUUAAAUUCGAAACUGGCAGAAAACUGUCCACCAAAGAUAUAACUGUUAAUGGUCUUCUUAAUGAUGGAUUCUCAGCGGUAUUUUUGGGUAUUGGUCUACCUGAACCUAAAAAUAUUCCUAUCUUCAAAGGUCUUACUCAAGAGAUGGGCUUCUUCACUAGCAAGGACUUUUUACCCUUAGUAUCUAAAGGAAGCAAGAAAGGUCUGUGUGCCUGCAAAUCCAUCCUCCCUGAACUGUACGGCAACGUCAUAGUGUUAGGAGCAGGAGACACAGCCUUUGAUUGCGCUACAUCUGCGUUGAGAUGCGGGGCGAAGCGAGUGUACGUUGUGUUCAGGAAGGGAGUUACCAAUAUUAGAGCCGUACCCGAGGAGGUGGACUUGGCUAAAGAAGAGAAAUGCGAGUUUGUUCCCUUCAUGUCUCCUAGAGAAGUUAUUGUAAAAAAUGGCAAGAUAACCGCCUUGAAAAUGUGUCGCACAGAACAACUAGAUGACGGAGAAUGGAUAGAGGAUGAAGAGCAAGUAAUGCAGUUAAAGGCUAAUUUUAUCAUCUCGGCUUUCGGCUCCGGGCUUUAUGAUAGUGACGUCCAAGAUGCAAUGGACGGUGUAAAGCUAAACCGCUGGGGGCUGCCCGAAGUUAACGAGAGCACGAUGCAGUCCCGCAGCAACCCUCGCGUGUUCAUCGGCGGGGAUCUGGCGGGGGUCGCUGAGACCACCGUCGAGUCCGUCAACGACGGCAAGACUGCGGCCUGGUAUAUGCAUUGUUAUUUACAAGGGAUUUCAUUCAAUGCUCCAGUUGAACUGCCGAAGUUUCACUGUCCGAUUGACGACAUCGACUUAUCAGUGGAAGUAUGCGGCAUCAAGUUCGAGAACCCCUUCGGCCUGGCAAGCGCCCCCCCUACAACCAGCACAGCAAUGAUCAGGCGAGCUUUCCAACAAGGAUGGGGCUUCGCUGUCACCAAGACAUUUGGACUUGAUAAGGACUUGGUAACAAACGUGUCGCCUCGUAUCGUGCGAGGAGUGACCUCGGGAGAAAACUACGGGCCGGGCCAGGGCUCUUUCCUCAACAUCGAAUUGAUCUCGGAGAAGUGUGCCAGGUACUGGUGCCAGAGCAUCGCUGAACUAAAAAGAGACUUCCCUAAUAAAGUGGUAAUAGCAUCGAUAAUGUGCUCGUACAACGAGGAGGACUGGACGAAGCUGGCGCGCGCGGCCGAGGCGGCCGGCUCCGACGCGCUCGAACUCAACCUGUCGUGUCCUCACGGCAUGGGAGAGUCCGGCAUGGGACUCGCUUGUGGACAGGAUCCGGUGUUAGUAAAGGGUAUAUCUCAAUGGGUAAGAAAAGCUAUCAAGAUACCAUUCUUUGUGAAGCUGACCCCUAAUAUCACUGACAUUGUUAGUAUAGCCAUGGCUGCUCAUGAAGGUGGCGCUAGCGGAGUGUCUGCCAUUAACACUGUAUCUGGAUUAAUGUCUGUCAGACCUGACGCCACACCCUGGCCAGCUGUUGGCGUCGCCAGAAGCACCACAUAUGGAGGCGUCUCCGGUAACGCAACGCGUCCGAUGGGCCUCCGAGCAGUGUCUGCUAUCGCUAACAAGUUGCCAGGUUUCCCCAUACUUGGCAUCGGUGGGAUCGAUUCUGCAGAAUCAGCAUUGCAGUUCAUCAUGUGCGGAGCGCCUGUUGUUCAGAUCUGUAGCGCAGUACAAAACCAAGACUUCACAGUGGUAGAAGAUUACAUAACAGGUCUCAAAGCUCUCUUAUACCUUCGGUCGGUGGGCCAGUUUGGCUGGUUGGGACAAUCCCCACCUACAUUCAAACAUCAGAAGGGAAAACCUGUGCAGACGCUCUACGACGAGAAUGGCAAGGUUCUAGCGCACUUCGGUGAAUACAGCAAAAAGCGGGAAGAGCUUCUACAUGAGAUCAGGCUAAAAUCUGACGUUUUAGCAGACAAUGCAAAUGAAACUUAUCUGACCAACGGCAACAACCACGUCUUAGACGUGCCAAAAAUCAAAGACGUUUUAGGAGAAGCCUUGCCAAGAGUGGGGACUUUCAAACAUUUGGAUAAUACGAAGCAAGUGGUUGCGCUCAUUGAUGAUGAUAUGUGUAUAAACUGUGGCAAAUGUUACAUGGCCUGCGCGGAUUCAGGAUAUCAAGCUAUUGAAUUCGACGCAGAGACUCACAUCCCCCACGUGACAGAUGACUGUACUGGCUGCACGCUGUGUCUAUCUGUUUGUCCGAUCAUCGAUUGCAUAUCAAUGGUACCAAAACAGAUCCCUCACAUCAUCAAGAGAGGCAUACGCUACGACAUACUGCCUGUAUCACCUUUAGAUGGAAUCUGUCAAUAA
Molecule: messenger RNA, 3087 nt
Organism: Arctia plantaginis
Lineage: Eukaryota; Metazoa; Arthropoda; Insecta; Lepidoptera; Erebidae
Source: the annotation of a GenBank genome assembly